Messenger RNA from Psammomys obesus (fat sand rat), 1449 nucleotides. Its product is annotated as STAM-binding protein-like. Gene Ontology annotation, biological process: protein K63-linked deubiquitination. The transcript has 10 exons. Gene Ontology annotation, molecular function: metal-dependent deubiquitinase activity; protein binding; K63-linked deubiquitinase activity. Gene Ontology annotation, cellular component: endosome; membrane. The record is from RefSeq and is a predicted model, not a curated record. Lineage: Eukaryota; Metazoa; Chordata; Mammalia; Rodentia; Muridae.
AUGUCUAGCCCUGAAUUUGGUGAAGCAGAACCUAAGGAGAUGCACAGGACUCUGAGGAGCUCAGGCAAUGGCAUGGGGUUUCCUGGCCAUGGUUUCCCUGAUCUUCAGAAGACUGUGCAUGCUGAAUUAUAUUUGGAAAAAAUUAACAUUGGCCCAAAACUCCGAAAAAGGGAUGCAGGUGGAAGAAGAUCGAACUUCAUCAAGAUCCUAAACAUCGUUUUUGACAGGGCCGAGAUUUUAAAGAGGAAACUACUAAACAAAUAUAACAGGGAAUAUAAAAAAUACCUAAUGGAGAUGAAGAAUAAAGAAGAGGAAGCAGCAGAGCAGGCAACUUUCUGGGAGGUCAUAAAAUCCAGAUAUUCCACUUCUUGCACUAUUCUGUUUGAUCCAUUGUAUGGACCUAAAGAAAGCAAAAGUGGAGAAGUAGGACCUGGUAUAACAUGUACAGUAAAGGAAGCUCAACCUUCCUCAGUACCAACCAAAACCUCCAGCCCAAAACAGCAGUGUAUAGUAGAGGAGAACACUAAGUUUGUCAUUCCAAGCACAUCAACAUCUGCCAAGCAGCCUGGGGCAAAUGACCCAGAGAAAAGCACAGGAUGUUCCACUUGGCACUCUCUUCCAUUAGAUCCUUUGUAUGGACCUGAAGAAAACAAAAGUGGAGAAGAAAGACCUGGUGCAACAUUAAGAGCAAAGGAAGCUCAGCCUUCCUCAGUGCCAACCAAAUCCUCCAGCCCACCACAACAGCAUUCCAGAGAGGAGAAUGCUAAGUUAAUCACCCCAAGCAUGUCACUAUCUGAAGGGCUGCCUGGGGAAAAUGCCACAGAGGAAAGCACAGUUCAGAAAGUUAGAGGCCUAUGUCCUGUGAUCCUCCCUCACGAUUUAUGUGAGAAAUUUCUAAAGUCUGCGAGGAAGAACACUACGAAGAUAAUUGAUACCUGUGGUGUUUUGUGCGGAUCCAUGGUAGGAGAGGAGUACCAUAUCAUGCACAUAGUCAUACCACCCCAGGAAGGAGGCCCUGACUAUUGUUAUGCCACCAAUGAGGAGGAACUGUUUUUUAUCCAAGAAGAACUAGGGCUUCUCACCUUAGGGUGGAUUCAUACCCAUCCAACCCAGAGAGCAUUCUUAUCAAGUGUGGACCUACACACCCACUUUUGCUACCAGCAGAUGCUGCCUGAGUCCAUCGCAGUGGUGUGAGUCCCCAAAUACAAAGAAACUGGAAUUUUCUCACAGACACCUACUGGGAUAAAUGAAAUUUCCUGCUGCUCCAGGAGGGGGUUCUAUCCUCAUAGAGAGGACACUUCUCUCUUCUGCAGGUGCAUAACAAUCGAUAGAGUUGUGGAGCACAGUUCCAGUGUACACAGCUACAAACAGGCCCUCAUCCAAGUCUCCAAGAAUGGUGAAGAAAGAGAGGAGACACUGCAUGAGCCAGAGGAUCAGAGACCUUGCUGA